GAUGGUUUAAAUUUCCAGGACAUUAUCGCGUGCUCAAUUUCUACAGUGACAUUUCGAUCUUUGCAUCUGUAACGUGCACUUAACAAUAAUUUUAACAUGCCAAAAUUAGGAUAUUGGAAGAUUAGAGGUCUUGCUCAGCCCAUCAGAUUUUUACUGAAUUAUGUCGGCGAAGAAUUUGAAGAUGUUCAAUAUGAACAAGGAGAAGCUCCUGGAUACAGUGUUGAAGAAUGGACAAAAGUUAAAUAUACCUUAGGAUUAGAUUUUCCCAAUUUGCCGUAUUAUAUUGAUGGAAAUGUCAGUAUGACACAGAGUAACACUAUAUUAAGAUAUAUUGGUGGUAAACAUGAUUUAUUGGGUAAAACAGUCAAAGAAAAGGUAGCAUGUGAUAUGAUGACUGAAAAUGCCAUGGAUUUUAGAAAUGGAGUAGUUAGACUGGUCUAUAAUCCUGAUUAUAAAAAGUUAGUUGGAGAUUAUUUUAAAAAUUUACCUGAUACUCUUACCAAAUUUGAAAAUUAUCUUGGAAGUAAACCCUGGUUUGCUGGUGAUAAGAUAACUAUUUGUGACUUUCCAAUGUACGAGUUAUUAGAUCAACAAAGAAUCAUGUCACCUGGCUGUUUGGAUAAAUUCCCCAAACUUUGUUCUUUUCUGAAUCGCUUUGAAGCAGAACCAAAGAAUAAGGCCUAUAUGUCGGGACCUAACUUUAUCAAGAGACCUAUCAAUAAUAAAUCUGCAGGAUUCAGAUAGAUUUCUUCAGGACAAAAACACCAGAAUAUUGAAAUGUAACUUUGAUCUAUAAAUUAAAUUGAUCUUAAUAUGUAUUUUG
Lottia gigantea (owl limpet) is the source of this 823-nucleotide messenger RNA. RefSeq lists its product as hypothetical. Gene Ontology annotation, molecular function: glutathione transferase activity. The record is from RefSeq and is a predicted model, not a curated record. The coding region runs from base 97 to 744 and encodes 215 amino acids. Gene Ontology annotation, biological process: glutathione metabolic process. NCBI's taxonomy places the organism in Eukaryota, Metazoa, Mollusca, Gastropoda, Lottiidae. The transcript is spliced from 7 exons.